Sardina pilchardus (European sardine) is the source of this 9367-nucleotide messenger RNA. RefSeq names its product RAB11 family interacting protein 5a (class I) (gene rab11fip5a). The coding region runs from base 273 to 5306 and encodes 1677 amino acids. Gene Ontology annotation, biological process: regulated exocytosis. Gene Ontology annotation, molecular function: small GTPase binding. Lineage: Eukaryota; Metazoa; Chordata; Actinopteri; Clupeiformes; Clupeidae. The transcript is spliced from 6 exons. The record is from RefSeq and is a predicted model, not a curated record. Gene Ontology annotation, cellular component: phagocytic vesicle; mitochondrion; early endosome.
GUGACGUCAGUUCGCUGUUCUUGCAGAUGAGAACGUGCCCGUCCGUCGUAGAGGAGAAGCGGUGAACUCGCUCGCACAUAGAACCAUAGAGCCGAUUCAGUCAGUCAGGGCACCGUGGCGCCGGUACUUUGCUCAUAGACGCUUAAAAUAACAUUGAACCGCCGAUGCAAAGGCUCGGCGAGUAGGCGGCUAGGCUGGCUUCACCCGACACCACGAGAGCAACCGGGACACGCCGGUGACCGGAGCUGCCCGGUACCUGCGUGCAUGCGGACAUGUCCUCAAUUACGAACGAUGAGUAUCAGCGGUGGGUGCCCACUCAUGUGCAGGUGACAGUGCUUCGGGCCCGUGGAUUGCGCGCGAAGGGCAAGCAUGGCACCAACGACGCCUAUGUUAUCAUUCAGGUGGGCAAGGAGAAGUACUCCACGUGUGUUAUGGAGAAGACCACGAGCCCGGAGUGGGGAGAGGAAUGCACGUUUGAGCUCCAGCCGGGGGUGCUCGAGCUGGGCGGACGCGACGUCUGUCCUCCCGGGAGCUGCGAUCUCACUCUCACGGCCAUGCACAGGGCGCUCAUCGGUCUGGAUGUCUUUCUCGGACAAGCAGUCAUUCCUCUGGAUAAGGCUUUCCAGGAUCGUAUAUCCAUGAAAAAAGAGUGGCACCGUCUGCACUCCAAGACGGGCAAGAAGGAGAAGGAGCGGGGGGAGGUGCAGGUGUCCAUGCAGUUCACGCGGCACAACCUGACGGCCAGCAUGUACGACCUGUCCAUGAAGGACAAGCCCCACUCGGCCUUCGGCAAGCUCAAGGACCGCAUCCGCGGCAAGAAGCACCUGGAGGAGGACUCGGCGUCCGCCAUCAUCCCGGGCGGGUACGGGGCGCUGGCCCGGAUGCGGGGCCGGCUGCCGAGCGACGGCGGCGGGGAGGAGUACUACGAGGACGACGAGGGCGGCGAGGCGCGGCGGAGCAAGAUGCGGAACUUCUUCCUGCGCGGGCGCCUGCGCAAGUCCUCGGACACGCGCUCCAGCACGUCGCUGGGCUCGGAGAGCAGCGAGUCGUCGUCGCGCGGCGGGAGCCUGAGCCCCACGGCCGGGAUCAGCGUCGUCGUGUCGGACCUGUCCAACUCGCCGAGCAACAGCAGCAACCUCACAGCGGACAACAGCCCAGACCACACAGUCGCCCCCUCACCCCAAGUCUCCCCACACAAGCGCAUCUAUGACGACGAGGUGUGUGAGAUCUCCAUCCCCGUUCCCCAGUCUUUCACGUACGACAGCCUGAUCACCGAGACGGUGUCCUCCGCUCCGCCAUCCACCGCCGUGGCCAACGGUCAUCCGGUCAAGCAUGCCGCGGCGCCCCGCGCCCACAAGCCGAAACCCCGACCUUCGGCCCCCUCCAAGCAGACGGGCGAGUCGGCCGCCCCCAAGGGCCUCUCCCUGUCCCCCGCUCUCGGUUCCCGGCAGAAGGCCUCGGCCAUGUCGCUGUCCCUCCAGAACCUCUCGGUGUCGCGCCACGCGGAGGAACCGCACCCGGGGCCCGGGGACGGCCGCCGCUGGUCGCUGGACAGAGCCGGGGAGGAGGAGCGGGCCGCCAUCGCGGCGGCCAUCGAGAGCGCCGGGAAGCUGGAGGAGGAGGAGAGGAGGGCGGCCCAGUUCAAGAAGGAAGCAGCGCCGGCUGUCGCCGCGGGCGACGGAGAGGUCAAGAAGCAGAAGUGGGGUCUUUUCUCUCACGGGAGGAGCGAGUCCACUGGGAAGGUGGCGAGCGCGGGCAAGGGAGACACAGCUUCGGCCCCCUCGGAAGGGAAGCAUAAAGGAUGGUUUGGCUCGAAGGACUCCCACAGCAAGCCCAGCCCUGUACCUUCCGACUUGCUCUCUGACUCCUCCCACCACCUAGAAUUCCGUGUCACAGAAGAGACCCCUCCGGGUGACUCCGAUGGAAUGGCCCGUCUACCUCGGGGAGAGACUGUCGUGUCAAACGAAGGAGUGCAUUCUAACCCCUUUGUUUCUGACACAGAUGGGACUCAGGCAUGGACGUCUGGGGACUCGUCCCAGUCGCCCAUGUUUCCUGACCCCUCGAUAGAAACAAAUUCCCCGCAUGUGGAAAUGGACACUGAUUUUGCUGCGCCGACUAACACUAACUUACUUAACACUCAUGACCUCUUACAGCUAAGCCCUAAUGAAUCAGUGAGCUCUUUACCUGAGAACUCCAGUAUGGAGUUCAGUAGGAUGCACAACUUAGCCUGCCCUUAUCCAGGAAUGUUACUGCACCAGAAGAGCACUCCGAGCCACUCAGGAACACGCCUGACUGUGACCUCCCCCAGCCAAAUGCCUCUUGGCUAUGUCUCAAAUUCACAGCUGGCUGGCUCUACCACCACCUGGCUAAGACUAGCAGACCAGUCUGAGGAAAUGUCUGGAGCUGCUGAAGGAGUAGCCUCUCAGUCUGCAGUGCCAGAGUCAGCCGUUUCACCUCUCGUGAUUGAUUUCAACGGGAGAGAGGCUGACCUUGGAGCAGCGCUCUCUCCAAGUGCUGGUGCGGAAGUGACUGAGACGAUGCUCACUCCCCAGUCCAGGGAGCCAUACGUGUCUGCAUACAGGGAGAUGAGCUCAGACGACACACUGGAAGCCUCCACUAUUAUAAGUUACUCUCCAGGGCGGGAGUUGGACCUUCCUGCCAGCGACCCUUUGCCAACCAGUCUUGAAAGCUCAGAUCAGGACCCUAGUGGGGAACAAGAUGAAGAGAAGGACAAAAUAGAGACAGGUGACUUAGGAGUGAAGGAACCGACUGUAGACGAGGCUGACGUGGUGGUCUUAACUGACUCAGACACUGCAACGAAACAGGGAAUUGGCUCCGGGGUCGUGAGUGAGAUUGAGGGUUUUGGCUGGGAGAGUGUGGAGCCAUCUGUGACGAGUUCAGCGCAGGAGUUGAACAGAACAGGCCCUGAAAGUGUAUCCUCAGGCAACCACAUUUUGGAUCAUUCCCUCGAGGCAGAGAGCCCUUUUUCCGGCUCGCUCAUCUGCAUCAUGGCCUCCUCGCCUGGCGAGGGCCUUAUCUCCUCGGGGUCACGCUUCGCCGAUGACUCAGCUGCGCUGACAGGAAGUGAGCUGCCGUCAAGUCCCACGAGAGUUUUACAGGACAUGUCCCCAGACGACGAGCAUUUACCUACCAGGCUUCGUACAGGCGAGCUAGAGACACUACAUCAUGAGGUCUUGGAGAGCUCUGUCAGCCUUUUGCCCUCUGCUAGCCUUAGUUCAUAUGAUAACGCUAACAGCAGUGUUAACCCAUUUGUUAGCGCUGAUUCAGAUGCCUUUGUUAGCCCCCUUGUGAGCAUGGCCCCUGAUGAUGAUGGCCAUAGCACUGGUAAUCCCUUUUUCAGCCUAAACACUGACAGUGUGUGUGCCUCUAGCAAUAACAGUAGCACGAGCCCCAAUAAAGACUUGCUGCUCGCUCCUCAGUCAACUCGGCUUCUCGGUAGCCUCCUCUAUGAAAGCACUGAAUCCGAGUGUUACCUCACCUGCAUUUCGCAGCAGCGUCAUCGGUCCCUUUGUGGACAGCGUUCGCUGCCAUUAAUAACAGAAAAGGACCCUAUGCAACAGCUGAUAGCAUCUUAUGAUCUCGCUGUGAAAGACCCCUGUCAAAACACUAUGCAAAUACACCAUGACCCCAAAGUUGAUGAUGUGUCCCAGUUUAACCUCUCGCCACUGUCUGCACUAACCAGUGACCUCCAAAUGAAAUCAACAGUGCGUAGAGAUGUGAGCUCUCCUCUCCCUUUGCCAACAAAUGGCAUCACUCAAGAAGCCAUUCCAACUCAAAAUUCAUCACUAUUGACACAGAGGGGUAAUUUUGCAGAGAGCUUUGUGACAAAAGAAGACCCUUUACCAGACAUUCUUGGGAUGAGUAAUGAUCUGAAAGACAAGGCUAUGUCAGAACAGUGGUCUUCACCACCACCACCACCACCUAUGUUGGCGUGUGAUCGCACUGCUGAGCCCACGCCAAAUUAUGAACUCACAGAAGGAAUGGUGCCAAAUUUCGACGUGACCCGGAAAGACAUGCCAAAGUCUGUCCUACUGCAAGAGGUGCCAGCAACCAAAGAUGUUGAGAUUAAUCCUUUUGUUGAUGGUUGGGUUGACAUUUUUCCAAGAAAUUCAGUCUCAGGAUCUCCUUUUACAACGGAAAGUGAAGCUCAGGACUUGAGUAUAUUCCCUGUUGAUUGGGCCAAUUUAGACAAGUUGGCAGCCGUGGGUAACACUGGGGAAAAAAAGGAAGUGAUGUCUGAAGCAGGGGCCUCCCUUUUGAACGAGGGUUGGGCAUCUGCGCCAUCUUGGUUGACCCCGGUGACUUCUGAGGUCCAAAAUGACCAGAACACCCUUCCAUGGGUCGCAUUUGACCAAUCAUUACCUGGCCUGAACGGAGGAGUAUCUGAUGGAACCCUCCCUUCUUCGUCCAUAUCUCAGGAUUUUGUCGUCACACACUUAGACCCUCAGUUCCCUCAAACAGACACACACCCCGGUCCUAAAAGUAGCGUGGAGCAACUUGACAUCUUCGGAAGCAUUGAAGACCCUUUUCAAGGGUUUCCUGGGGUCACGGGCCCCUUUAACGGGGACCCCUUCCAUUCAGUAGCACCUGUCUUUGAAAGCGAUCAGUCAAAGUUACACAAAAUGGACUCCACAAAACGUGGAGAAAAAGCAAUGCCGAGCUUGAAGACGGCCCCCACACUGUCCCUCAAACCUGAGCUACAGCUUCUAUCGCCUCUUGCUGUCUCUACUCCUGCUGCUGACCCCUUUCCCUUGUCUUUUCCUGCCGUCCACCCCGCUCUGGCCAUCCCGUUAUGUCCCUCCCCCAUUGCCAGUGAUCUGAUGAGUGCAUCACAAGCAGCCUUUGCCCAGGAACAUCAACAGGCACCCAAUCAGAUUGCCAGUCCACACCCUGUGAAGCCACUGACUCCACCAGGAGAGGAGAAGAAGUCGGAGAGUCGCUCAGUGCUUGAGAAGCUCAAGUCCACCAUCAAUCCAGGCCGCAGUCAGUCAGAAACCGACAAGAAGUCAUCUGUCACUCAGACUCUGGUGGUGGAAGGGGGCGGCUCCUACUAUCACCUGAACCACAGUGAGCUGGUCUCGCUGCUGCUUCAGCGGGAGGCGGACCUGCACCGGGAGCGGGCGGAGUUUGAGCGGCGGGGGGUGUUGCUGGAGAAGCGCGAGGCGGAGCUGCGCAAGACCAAGCUGAUGAUGCGCGACUUGGAGGACUACAUCGACAGGCUGCUCGUCCGCAUCAUGGCCGAGAAGCCCACGCUGCUUCAGGUAUCACGUGCCAAACUCAAAUGAGAGGAGGAGGGGGGUGAGAAAGAAAAAGGAGAGAAAACAAAAAAACAAAAAAAUCACCCCUCCGAGCUAAGGACACGUGAACUCUCACCCCAGUGUAGCCUGAUGUCUACCCGAUGAAGCGUUCAUCUGAAUCUCCUGCGAGAACCCUCAGCAGACCCCUGGGUAAAUAGCAUCUGCUGCAUCGCUCUAACCAGUUGCCCGCAUUUGCAUAGAGCUCUGCCCUCCCCCCUAGACCCCCCCCCCCCCCCCCCCCAAGUCUUUGCUGCCAUCCUCACAUCAAUGGGCACAGCCGUGAGGUUACCGAGUUAGCAUGCUUGUGUAUGCCCCAAAAUCACAUACAUACUCACCUGUGUUCGGUGACAGGGAGGUGGUGGUGGGUUCUCAGGUAACAGGCGAUGUAUAUGCGAGUGGAGAGGGUGUUGGUGUGCCUGUCCCUUCGUGCACUCUGAUUGGGGCAAACUGUGUCUCAGCCUGACUUUGAUUGGAGCAUCUCUGCCCGUCCCUUGUGCUGAUUGGACUGUCUAAAUCUCCAUAGGGCGGCCUCGCCCACAGCUGUAAACCAAAUCCAGGGCCACUCACACACGUGCACUGUCUUUAAACAAACACACACACACACACACACACACACACAUAUACACACACACAUAUAUACACACACACACACACACACACACACACACACACACACACACACACACAUAUGCACACACACACACACACACACACACACACACACACACACACACACACACACACAUAUAUAUAUACACACACACACAUACAUGAACACACAUACACACACACACACAUACAUACACACAUACACACAUCAAACAUGAACCAGGCAAUGGGGGGUGGAGUGUUCUCUGACGUCUUAAAAUGUCCACUCUUUUAUUUUUGAAGCUGUCAUGUUGCCAAGGCAUGUGUCAUCACAAAAGCUUUGCUCUGCUGCUCAAACACCGCUGACCCUGAACUGAGUAGAGAUGAAGGCGUUAAGGGAAAAUCUGUACUGAGUACAGCAUAGAGAAAAGGGGAUAGGAUGAGUGUUUAUGAUUAUGCGUGUGUAUGUCUGUGUGCGUGUGUGUGUGUGUGUGUGUGUGUGUGUGUUUGUUUGAGAGGGAGAAUGAAUGCACAUGAAUAAGAUUGCCAAAUAAAUGAAUAAAGUUAAAGAAUAAUAUUGCAUUCAUUGAUUGCUGCUCUCCCACGCUUUAAGCAAAGGAAAAAAAAUCUAACCUGCUGCCACUUAAGACCCCUGCUCCCACUCGUGCGUCUGCAUACACAUCCUCCUCCUCUCACUCUCUCUCUCACUCUCUCUCUUUCUCUCCCCUCCUUCCCUUCAAUGCUUAUUUGGGCUGAUUGGACUCUCAGCUGUAGCGCCCUCUGCUGUCCAUCUGCUUGUCUGUCACUCCCAUCCAGCAUGCUGACUCUGGCCCGGAUUUGGCCGUGAACUGGCCCAGACCCGGCAGCACCAGUAGUGUGUGCAGGGGGCUGAUAAUCUGGCCCUGGAGUCGCUACGCUAUGGCUGGGGGGAGGGAGGGAGGGGGAUCACGCCUCUGUAAAGAAAAUGCCAAUUGCUGCCUUAUUGUACUUGUACCGUCUGUUUCUCAGUCCGCCACUCGAUCAGCACGGCAGAGAUUACUGCGAAAUCAGCUGAAAUUUGGGACGAGGCUCGUACACCCCAAAGCCUGUCCCUGUGACUGUUAAAGAUAAACAAGCAUACGCCCGUGGAAGAGGAGAGAGGGGGAGAAAAAAAAGAUACAGCCUUAGAAAAGAAGAGAGGGAGGAGAGAAUAUCACAAACUAAGAGGUGGAUGACCGAGAAAUACCAAAUAAAUGAUUUAUUCUUAAAAGAAAAGACUUAAGUCGAUUAUUUGCGCCUAGUGCAGAGUGGGGACUAUAAGUCAUUCACCUUAAAACUAUUCUUAAAUGCAGUUACUGUCGCAGUGUGCAGAUGAUACUGUGUUUUAUUUUUUAGUGUUACUCCAUGCUUCUCUGAAUACUAGUCUGAUGUUAGCUGGUAGAGCUGUGUGAUAGAGGUCUGCUGUAUUGUCCCACCUCACUGCACAGAUGAGCAGGCCCAGGCCGAGAUCUGAUUCGACGGCUGACUUAAUGUCACCGUGGACAGCCAAUCAGUCACAAGCUGAUCUCUCAAGACAUUAGUGAACAAUUAGAUGUGUGUGUGUGUGUGUGAAAGAGAGAGACUCUUCCUUAAGUUAAUUCCUUGAGGUACUCUUGGCUGCGAAUAUAUAUAUGGGGCCUGUUCGAAAAAAGCUUUUUGUCAAGUCAUCACGAUGUGGCUGUGAGUUAGUGGUGUAGUUGUCUCUCACUGGCCGCCUGCUCUGUGGUGUCGCUCGUGAACGUGCCCUCACCGAAGGGCCAAACACUCGCUGAGGCCGAGCUUCGGAAGCUAGACUUCCUGUAGCAAACACCUACUUCCUAUUUGCACAGGUCCACAACUCAGCUAGAAAAUUCAGUCUUAUGCGUCUCAGUAAUCAUUUAAUAUGUAUUACAUGUGAACUAGCACUAAUACAAGUAAUAAAUAAAUUAAUACCGUCUUCCCUUUUCAAAUGUGUUUUAGUUUCACUGAUUGUGUUGGUUAUCUGAUUGUUGCGUGUAGCCCAUGGAUUGUUCAGGUUUAAGAUAGAAAAGUUUACAGCUUUUAAAACAAUUCAUUCUCAUCUGAGUUUAUAUAUUUAAUUAAAAAACACUUCUUUUUCUGUUUUUCUCCAUUGUAUAUUGAAGUUUUUUCCAUUUCCAUUUUUUUCUGUAUUUUAAUGAAUUGAGAGACCGCGCUAGCCUUGGUGAAAGGAUCCCAUUGAUGCCCCAGACUGGAUGAGUAAUUGUCAUUGGAUCCUGAGUUUUUGGUGAUUUAGAAAUGGGCAUCAAUUGGGAUCCUUUCUAGACGGACCUGCAGUGCAAAUUCAAAUUUCAAACAGGUUCGUCUGGGUUCACCCAGGCUAAGAAUGUACAGGAGGUUCUGAUCAUUUAACAUAUUAAACUUAAUUGAAUAUAUUUUGGGAAUUGUUUUCAGAUUUUUGUUAAGUUCCUUUGUUUUGCACAUAUUGCCGAUGGAUUGCAGAGAUAAAGUUUAUUUCUGCAUUAAUAAAUACCAUUGGGAAAGAGGACGAGAUUUUUUUGCAGGUGCCGAAUUAUAGUAAAAUGAAGCUAAUAUUCAUUUUACAAGCAAAUAUGCAAAGAAAGUUAUAGUUGUAUACAGUAAGAAAGUAUGUUUUGAUGUUCUAAUUGUCAAGGUUCUCCCCAGGGGAACAGCAAUGUACUGUAUGGGAACAAGGUUCCACCUGUGAUGUUAUCUGAAUGUCUUGGUGAGUUGAAUAUUUCUCACAAUGAGCACAUUUUCUUAUGAAAUUGUGGAAGAUUAAAGGGGUUAUGGGUAACUAACCAGUGUUACACAAGGCGUGUGGUUGAUGGAGUUCUUUUGUAUUUAAUCAGAACAUACAAAAGCAAAAUUCAGUAAAUACAUGAUCUCUUACGUCGGUAUGUACUUAAAAGCCAUUCUUCAGGCUAAAUUAUAUAUAUAUAUGGCCAAACCUAGCUCUCCUCUAACACUCUAUACCUCUUCUUUUUCUAUUCUUUCUCUCUUUUCUUCUCUCACGUCGCUCAUCAUGUCUUUUCUUCUUCUCUCUGUUACCUCUCCCCUGCGCCCUCUGGUCUUCUAACCUCUUUAGGCCUGUUGUUGACAUGCUCACUUUCUAGGAUGUCUGUAUACACAUGAACGGUAUAAAAACAGAGAGUGACAAGAACGGCGAGGGGGAAAUGCUGUGACUCGUUGGAUGUAGCUCCUAUCUGCCUUUCUAGUAGAAUGUAUAGCUCUUUUGGUUGUGCAGUGUACUCACUCCUCCAGCUCAGUGGAGGCUGAACGGGUUUAUGUGUGCAAGCACACACACAUACACACCACAGAUUCACACUUACAGUCAAACACAAAAAUGGGUCUGCUGACUGACCAGUUGUUUUGGCAGAUGUGUCAAACUUUGAUUUGUGUCAAUGAUAUGAGCACUUGGUCUGCCAUGUACACAUAUUUAAUAAAAAAAAUGGCUAAAAUGA